UAGAGAAGGCAGCUUUUGGAUUGGAUUCGUCUUGAACCAAGGAGUAUUUUGAUGCCCAACUUGCCUGGUUUUCUGCUAGAAAAGUUGAGGAAAGCCUUCAUCGAAUGUCAGAACAGUGCGAAAGAAGUUGGUUACAAAAACAGCGUACGUGGCUAUAUCAGAGCAACCCAUGCAGCUUUCAAACCACCAUCUGAUCUCCUAAACGCGAUAUUAAAUACGAAUGUAAACUUUCAUGAAAAGCAAGUGUGAUAACUUUGUUUUCAAAGCUGGUUUCUUUAACUAAAAUACAAAUCGAAGGCUACUUCAAGAAGUUAUCAAAGAGAAAUAAAGGCUCUUGUGAUUACAUAACCCGAGAAAAACUUUACAUUCAUCUACAAGAUAGAGCCCUAUUUUUUUGCCAGUGGAAAGAAAUAACAGGAUGCCUCUUAGUGAAAGCAAGAGGUAUGCAAGAUUUAAUGUUGGUAAGAUGAUGAAGGCAAGAAAGGACCAGAGGAAUAAAGUUGCUAUGGCUCACAUUUCUCUUCAAGAGAACAACAGGAAAUUAGAUUCCAUGGGUGUUAAAAAGAGAAGGCUUGAAGACAAGAUUGUUGAGAUGAAAGAAAACAUCCAAAGCCUUUCAAAUGAGCACCAGGUUCUGAAUCAAAAUCCCUCUGCAGUUGUGAAUAGACAGAACAGCCCUACAUGUGAUGACCAUGGAAAUAAUCUCAGAUGUAAUCGGACGAUGAAUAAGAGGCGAAGUGAAACAUUUAAUUCAGCUCUUAGAAUUCAUGGAGGUACAUCCACUAAUACUCUACCUGCUAUCUCUGGUUUAGUUGAUACAUUGGCAGUAAAAGGCUCAAAGGGGGAGUUAACUAGCGUUAUUUCAAGAAAAAGAAAGUUAUGUAAUCAGGUUUUCCCUCAAAUAUAUAACAGUAGUGUUAAGAAAUUUGAGGAUUCACAAGAAAAUCUUUUAAGAAGUAUUUCUACCUAUUUUACAAGGGGGGUUAUUGGGAAAAGGAAGUACCGGUCUUUGUACAGGGUACUUUCAAUGAAAAAGGCCAAACGAAAAGGGAAAAAGCUUGAAAGAAUCAAAAUAAUGUCCUGUAAAGUUGCUCGGCUACUACCAUACAACAAAAUGAUAGCAGCA
This is a messenger RNA of Actinia tenebrosa (Australian red waratah sea anemone), 1126 nucleotides long. RefSeq lists its product as uncharacterized. NCBI's taxonomy places the organism in Eukaryota, Metazoa, Cnidaria, Anthozoa, Actiniaria, Actiniidae. The record is from RefSeq and is a predicted model, not a curated record.